UCAGCAUCAGCAUCCCCGUUAAUUACUCGAUCAAUAACUAAUCACCCUCGUCCGGCAUAUCUUUUUCCACACGGAAAUAGAGGGAGAGAAAAGCAAAGGAAACAGGUUGUGUGGGGCGCGAGGCGGAGGAACACGAGCAGAGCAGGGAAACUACCGGAAGGGAUCGGAGAAAUUCGUGGGAGAGGGGAGUCGAGUUGAGGAGGCCCUCUCCUCUCCGAAUCCCUAAAUUUCCUAGACGCGGGGCGCCGAAUCGGGAGCUCGAAUCCAAAUCCGGGAGAGUCCACCCUCCCUCCACUGGUCUUUAUCCGCAAUUCUUUUGGUUUCGGUUCGUGCUGUAAUAAAACCCUACCCGUGUUAGCUAUCCAUCCACCAUCCAGCCCCCCUUCGAAUCUCGGAACUCCUAUCCCCGAAUUCUGCUGCCUCUUCCAGAGUCCAGAGUCCAGAAUUUGCCCGUUACGUUGCGCCGGAGGAAGGGGGAUCGCGGAGCACCGUUCGGGAUGGCCGCCCCCGCCGCCGCCGCGUAGGAUGGAGCUCGAUUCCUCCGGCGGCUACUCGGCUGCUCCCGCGGGUGCUGUGAUCGUCGCUAUUGGGGUUGGCUUUGGUGUCGGGGGUGCGUGGUGGUGGACAUCGGGUACGAGAUCUCCCCGCGCAGCAACAGAAGCUUCGCGAUAGCUGGCGCGUAUGGAGGCGAGCGCCAGGCAGGAGGACGCGGCGCCGCCGUGGAUGCCCAGCGAGACCUCGGCGUUCCGGCCUUUCGUGGGUUCCGCGGAGGCGUCCCCAUCGGCCUCGGGCAAUGGUGUUGCCCCCCACAUAAGCAACCUUCAUGGUGUUAAGAGGAAACCGUCUGUUGCAAAAUUAACAUCAGACAUAGUUCGAACUUUUGAAAGAUGUGACCCUCGGUUUAAGUACUCAGAAGCGCUAAACCCAAAGCGCUUUCUCACCCAUCCUUCAACGCCAGCUCACAAUGAUGGAGCUGACAAUUCAAACUGGGAUCUCAUAUUGUAUGUCAACCUGGAAUUGGUCAACACGACAUCAAAGCGAAGGUUCAUUGUCAAGGAAAUGCUUGGCCAAGGUACGUUUGGCCAAGUUGUCAAAUGCUGGGACACAGAAACCAGUGACUAUGUCGCUGUGAAGGUUAUAAAAAACCAACCUGCGUUUUAUCAACAGGCGAUCACCGAGGUCUCACUGUUGAGAACGCUAAAUCAGGAUUUUGAUCCUGAUGAUCGGCAUAACAUUGUUCGAAUGCUCGAUUAUCUCUCAUUUCAAAAUCACCUGUGUAUUGCCUUUGAGAUGCUUGGUCAAAACCUGUACGAGCUGUUGAAAAGGAAUCAUUUAAGAGGCCUGAAUGUGAAAUAUGUACAUGCCUUCUCCAAACAGAUAUUGGAUGCAAUGAUUGUGAUGAGAGAUGGCGGCAUCAUUCACUGUGAUCUAAAACCUGAAAAUAUCCUCUUAGCUCCAACUGUCAAGACAGCUGCAGCAGUGAAAGUUAUUGAUUUUGGAUCAGCAUGCAUGGAGGGUAAAACAGUGUACGCAUACAUUCAGAGCCGCUAUUACAGAUCUCCAGAAGUUCUCAUUGGCUAUCCAUACACUACUGCGAUUGAUAUGUGGUCAUUCGGUUGCAUAGUUGCCGAACUGUUUAUAGGAUUACCCUUAUUUCCUGGAGCAUCAGAAUAUGAUGUGCUUAAGCGUAUGCUGAAGAUUCUCGGGGGGCAACCAUCAGAUGACUUGCUAAGGGAAGCUAAAAAUACUGGACGGUUUUUUAAACAUGUUGGGCAUAUUUAUCUGGGUAGCAGGGCACACGAAGGCCUUGGCAGUGCAUACAAAAUGUUAAGUGAAGAAGAGGUCGAGGGAAGGGAGUCCAAUAGGCCAAAAUUAGGGAAAUGGUACUUCCCACAACUAAGGCUGGACCAGCUAUUAUAUACCUAUCCUUGGGAUAAUACAGAAUUGUCAGACACAGAAAAAGCAGAUCGCACAGUAUUAGUUGAUUUCUUGAGGGGACUUCUUGAAUUUGACCCAAAUAAGCGAUGGUCGCCAUUGCAGGCAUCAGGCCAUCCAUUCAUUACAGGUGAACCUUUCACUGGUCCAUAUGAGCCUGUCCCAGAGACUCCAAGAAUUCCUGUUGCUCGUGCUGCAGCUGUUGAUCACAAUCCAGGAGGCGGCCACUGGUUAGUUGCAGGUCUUUCCCCCCAGGUUGGAAGUGCGAACAGAUGUCUACCUCUUAACCCCUAUCCUCAACAAAUGCCUUUUUCCUAUGGGAGUAGUUAUGGAAGCUUUGGUAGCCAUGGCAGCUAUGCUGGGAAUGCCGGUCAUGCUAGCAGUUAUGGAAGCUAUGGUGAUGUUAAUAAUGUCAACAUGUAUUACUCUCCAUUAGGGCCUUCUGGAUUUUCACAUGUUGGCUCUAGUCCAGAUAUUAGACUGAGACCUCGUAUCUCAUAUGAUAGAGGCAUUCGAUUAAGCCCUGGAAGUAUGGGGCCUAUGUCUCUCGGUGCCAGUCCAUCACAAUUUACCCCUCCAAACUACCAGAUGCAAAUCCCAGCUAAUUCUACUGGGAAGCAUGGUUCUGGUUCUCCUGCGACUGGAAGCAUUCAUGGCUCCCCAUUGGGAAAAGCUACACUAACAGGCCAAUACAGCAAGAGGAAGAGCUUGCCGAUGCUACCACGUGAAUAUACAUCUCAGCAUGGACAAGGACGACAUGGAGAUGGUGUCAGUUUUAGUCAUUCUGAUGCCUAUGUUCGAGGACAUGCUGGCUACUCUCAGCAUGCAUUACCUAGUUCUGGUCAUUCUAGUUGGAGACCUCAAAUAGGUUCUGGAAGUGGUUUUUCCUUGGAGGCUUCUUCUAGUCAUGGACCUUCUCAAGCAUUCCAUUCGCAUAAUGCUCCUACUUUACCCUCAUUUGACACUAUACCAGAUACAUCAGCUCCAUCAACACUUGAUCCUGCUGAUUGGGACCCUAAUUAUAGUGACGAGUCACUAUUGCAAGAAGACAAUUCACUGUCAGCUGAUUUAAGCAGCAGCCUUCAUCUUAGAGAUGCUGCAACCGGUCAGCCCAGUGGAUCUGCCAGAUCAGGCCAUGUCCAGAGCCACAACUUCGCAAGCUCAAACCCUUUGCCAACAAGCCAAAGCUACAGAGCUGAUCAACAAUUUCAUUCAUCCUCCCUCCGAGGGGGCACUCGUCCUACUGUUCCAAUCACCUAUGGUGGUUACAACGCACCGAGUUAUCCUCAGCAAAAUCACCGCAGUCGGCAUGGCCAGCAAUUUCACCAGCAAAGAUACAACCAGUCAACUAACAGUCAAAUGCGACCGCCAGUGGGGAGUCACCAAAGUGGGCAGCCUGCGUGGCCUCCCUAUGGCGUGGGUGAUGGAGUGCCCUGGGGUGGAACUGGUGUGCAUCCAUUUACGACUAGCGGGCUACCGUCAUCGCUUCGGAGAAAAGAUUACGGGAGCAUAUUCUAGUGUGGACCCAGAGGAAUGCCUUUCAUUUGCCGGCAUAAAAUAUUUGUACUGGCGAAAUCAGAGUUGUGAUGCUUCCGCUUUUGAUUUAUUUAUUUUCCCUGUGAUGUUAUUGCGUUUGGGUCCUCCAUUGUGAAGACAGACUCCCAACUAAAUGAUAUAUGAAUACCGUCGGUCGUUAUAGGAGUCUCAGUGUUUGCUUACUGGAACUUCGGAAGCCUGGGAAUUCCCGGAGUUACAAGAUUUCUUUAGAUUUCAUUGUUUAUCUCUGUUAUACUUGUUGUAAUGUAUUGCCUUGGUUAUUGCACACAUGUACUUCGAAAAUUUCCCCUGAUGCAUGCAGAAAUUGAGUA
Molecule: messenger RNA, 3803 nt
Organism: Brachypodium distachyon (stiff brome)
Lineage: Eukaryota; Viridiplantae; Streptophyta; Magnoliopsida; Poales; Poaceae
Product: dual specificity protein kinase YAK1 homolog
Exons: 18
Coding region: 682-3453 (923 amino acids)
Biological process (GO): peptidyl-threonine phosphorylation; peptidyl-serine phosphorylation
Cellular component (GO): cytoplasm
Molecular function (GO): ATP binding; protein serine/threonine kinase activity; protein tyrosine kinase activity
Source: RefSeq, a predicted model, not a curated record